Eublepharis macularius is the source of this 3698-nucleotide messenger RNA. RefSeq names its product guanine nucleotide-binding protein G(q) subunit alpha. Lineage: Eukaryota; Metazoa; Chordata; Lepidosauria; Squamata; Eublepharidae. The record is from RefSeq and is a predicted model, not a curated record. The transcript has 7 exons. Gene Ontology annotation, molecular function: GTPase activator activity; G-protein beta/gamma-subunit complex binding; guanyl nucleotide binding. The coding region runs from base 199 to 1278 and encodes 359 amino acids. Gene Ontology annotation, biological process: action potential; phospholipase C-activating dopamine receptor signaling pathway; adenylate cyclase-modulating G protein-coupled receptor signaling pathway. Gene Ontology annotation, cellular component: heterotrimeric G-protein complex.
CCCAGCGUCUCCUUGCGUGUUAGCGGGAGGGCUCUUCCCGGGUUAGCCUGUUGUCCCCAGCAGCGGGGGCUCCCGGCCGAGGAGGAGGAGGAAGAGAAAGGCUUUCUUGCAUUCGUGGCUUUGUGGCUCAGUGUGUGUGUGGUGCGUGUGUCUGUUUCGGAGUGGGGGCGGGGGUUGUGCCUGAACCAGUUAGGAAGAAUGACUCUGGAGUCCAUCAUGGCGUGCUGCCUGAGCGAGGAAGCGAAGGAAGCCAGACGGAUCAACGAUGAGAUCGAGAGGCAGCUUCGCCGGGAUAAGCGCGACUCCCGCCGAGAGCUCAAGCUUCUGCUCUUGGGUACAGGAGAGAGUGGUAAAAGCACAUUUAUUAAACAGAUGAGAAUCAUCCAUGGAUCAGGAUACUCUGAUGAAGACAAAAGAGGGUUCACAAAGCUGGUGUACCAAAAUAUAUUCACAGCAAUGCAAUCUAUGAUCAGAGCUAUGGAUACACUCAGAAUUCCAUACAUGUGCGAACAUAAUAAGGCCAAUGCACAACUCGUCCGAGAAGUUGAUAUAGAGAAAGUGUCUUCAUUUGAGAAUCCCUACGUAGAUGCCAUAAAGACUCUAUGGAAUGAUCCUGGAAUACAGGAAUGCUAUGACCGACGAAGGGAAUAUCAGUUGUCAGAUUCUACUAAAUAUUAUCUUAACGACUUGGACCGUAUAGCAGAUUCUGGCUAUCUGCCUACUCAACAAGAUGUGCUUAGAGUUCGAGUUCCAACAACAGGAAUUAUUGAAUAUCCAUUUGACUUACAAAGUGUCAUUUUCAGAAUGGUGGAUGUGGGAGGCCAAAGAUCAGAGCGGAGAAAAUGGAUACACUGCUUUGAAAAUGUCACAUCUAUCAUGUUUCUAGUAGCCCUUAGUGAAUAUGAUCAAGUUCUUGUGGAAUCAGACAAUGAGAAUCGGAUGGAAGAAAGUAAAGCACUAUUUAGGACAAUUAUCACAUAUCCCUGGUUCCAGAAUUCUUCAGUCAUUCUGUUCUUAAAUAAAAAAGAUCUUCUAGAGGAGAAAAUAAUGUACUCCCAUCUAGUUGACUAUUUCCCAGAGUAUGAUGGACCUCAACGGGAUGGACAGGCAGCACGAGAAUUCAUCUUGAAGAUGUUUGUGGACCUGAAUCCAGAGAGUGAAAAAAUUAUUUACUCACACUUCACAUGUGCCACAGACACAGAGAACAUCCGCUUCGUCUUUGCUGCCGUCAAGGACACCAUCCUACAGUUAAACCUGAAGGAGUACAACCUGGUCUAACUGUGCCUCUGAGAUCUCCUUUCCCCCUUUUCCCUUUCGGGCAAUUGAAGAUAUUCAAGAGGGACUGUAUUAUCUGUGAAAACUAUCUGCAUAAUACUAAUUUAUUGCUGGCCUGGACUCUGUGAACAUUCUCAGAGUUUAUAGUAAAUAUUAUGAAUUUAUUUAAACUUUAAGGAGGAAAAACAAAAGAUGCUGAACUACAUUUGCAGCACAUUUCCUCAGUUUUUUAGUCAAAACCUUGUGACAAUAUGUGUUUUAAAUUCGCAGUCAUGCACUCACAAAGGAUAGGGGCUUGGGGUAAUUUUUUAAAUUAUUAUCAUUAUUAUUAUUUUGCUAGCAAAGCAAAAUCAAGUUGGUGUCUCCCUUGACUCAUUUUUCUUUCUUUAAGGUACAAUAGCCUCCCUGCCCCCCCCCAAGUUUCAUUCCUUGAUAGAAGUGCUUCUCUAAGGUGACAUAGUCAGGAAAAUGCUUUCAACUAGAAUUUAAGCCAUCAGUUGUUCUGAUUUUUCAGUAAAUACUGUUCGAAGGAUCAAACUUACUAAUACUCUGAUUUUUUAAAAAAUUCUUGGCAAAGAUGUCAGAUACAUCUGCUUCUUAGUACUGUCUUUGCACUGAAGGCCUGGAGUGUUGUUAAGUGGGAACAUUAAUUGUAGCAGUGUUAAUGGAUUUUACCUUUUUUAUACCAUUGAAAGUCAGAAAACUGCACAGAACACAAUGACAAAAUUACUAAGACACAAAACAGAUUAAAGAAAUAGGAUAGGUGUGUUUGUUUUUUAAACUGCUAUGUGCCAUUACGUUUUUAUUCUUUUGGAACUGUACUUAUUUUCUAAUCACGAAUGCCAAACAAAUAUGUCAUGGACACUACAGUAGCUUGGAAGACUUUUUUUUUAGAUCUCCUAGAUAUCUCGCCAUAAUUUCAAACCUAUUUUUACUGUCUACAAAAUAUCAUGUUGCCAAAUCUGGCUUUUUAAAAAGUUAAUAAAAAUGAUAACUUCAAAAUGUAAAAUACUGAGUAAAAUGCCAAGUUAACAGAUUGGGAAUCUGUCUGAUUCAGACAACUGCCAAAUAAUCUGCAACUAGAUAUCAACUUCUCUGUGCCCUCUUUGUAUAAGGAUGCAUUCCAUUCUCAAUGCCAAAAAAAGCUGUGUGAGUAAAAACGUUAUUUGGUGCUAUAUACACACAUGCAAGUGGUCUAUUAAUAUAAAGUCAGUUUUCUCUUAUGUCUAAGGUGGCAUAAGAUUGCACAGUGUUUUUCCCCCUUUAGGCACGUUUAAUUGCAAAAUACAAAAUGAAAGUAAAGCUUCCUUGAUACAGUUACUUAAUAAAUACAUUUGAAGAGGAGAAAGGUAGGAGCCUUUCUCAGAGCAUUUAAUGUAUUUGAAACAGCUGAAUAAACCAUGUUGGAAGGCUAGGUAUUUAACAAGACAAUGAAAAAGAAAUUACUGCACAUGUCUUUUUUUUUUUUUUGCGUGCCAUGUUGAAAGACAAUUUUUAAAACAGCCCUGAAAAUAAGAUUGCUGUCAAGUUGUUGAGUUGCAAAUGUGGGAUAGAGGGGUCAAAUAUGAAAUUGGAAUUUUUUUACAACAAAAAUCAUGAUGCAACACAUAAGUUUAAAAAAAGUGUUCAGUGGUGUUUUUGGUGAAGAAAGGAAGUGAGAACAGCUAAUUAUUUGAGUACCAAAGUUUAACUGAGGGUGCAAUUUAACAAGCGUUUGUUUCCAUUGUAUUGGCGCAGGACUCCCAUUUAAAUGAAUAUGUGUGCUGCCCGCAGCAGGGCUUGGUGGAUAGCCCUCAGUGAAUGUGAAUGAGAUUACAGUUACCCUUUCUCACCUUCACAAAAAAAUAAUAAAAAGUUGGCCUUUUUAUGGUUCCCUCAUCAUGAAACAUCUUGUAAUUUAAAAAUGGUUGUAGGUAUAGUGCAAUUAUGAAUGCUAUAAUCAUUGUACAUACAUCUUAUAUACAUAUACACACACACAUAUAGAUAUAUAUAUAUAUAUUGCAGAAUCCAUAUUGGCUUUGUAAUCAUUAAUUUUUGGCAGAUUGAAUGUGCUGUAUUGAUAUGUAUCUAUGUAACUGUAAUGUAUGUCUUAUAGAUAAUUCACAUUUUAAAUAAUGUUAUUUUAUUUACUUUUUUAAGAGAGAAGAAUGUAAAUUUUUGUCAGUUUAUUUCUGACUAGGGUUUUUUAUUUUUAUUUACAAAAAGAAUUAUAGUGCAGAGCGGUACUGUUAUGCUGUGUAAAGUCAUUUGCACAACCCUGAGUAGAGGUAAACAGAAAACACACACACAAGGUUAUUGACUUUGCAAUACAAGUUUUCAAAAGAUUUCUCUAAGAGGUAGUACACAGCUUUGUUGGAAGAACUUACAAUGUAUGCUGUUGGACUACAUUUUACUUUGGCAAAUGAAAAGCAGAUUAGCUUUUA